Coccidioides immitis RS is the source of this 180-nucleotide messenger RNA. RefSeq lists its product as uncharacterized. The transcript has 3 exons. Lineage: Eukaryota; Fungi; Ascomycota; Eurotiomycetes; Onygenales; Onygenaceae. The coding region runs from base 1 to 180 and encodes 59 amino acids. The record is from RefSeq and is a predicted model, not a curated record.
AUGCCUGGUGCGGGGCCUCCGGAAUGGCUGCUCGCUGCCAGUUGGCCGCGCCACGGUUCGUCUUCCCUCAAGCUUUCGCAGUACCAGCUCCUACAUGCAUUUUUGCCAGUGGAGCUUCAGUAUACGUACAGCGAGUCAUCAAUCCCGGAGGAGUCCACCCCAGUCCCAGUGAAUCCAUAA